ACGUCGACAGUUGUUGGGUUGCUAUAGCUAAUGUUAGCUGGCUAACACUAGCAGCUGCCUGGCUCUGUAACAGUAGCUUCUAGUUGGGAACACUUACAGGAGAGAAAUGGGUGAGGCAAUUGCAAAUGUGGCCCGAAGGAUUAAUGCAACUGUAGAAGAGGAGAAGGAUAGUCUGGACCUGUCAAACUGCAAGCUCAUUUCUUUCCCAGAUGGUGUGUUCAAGGUCCUUAGGAGUGUAUCAGGAAAUAUCCAUGUAAUCACGCUGGCUGACAAUGAGAUGAAGGCCAUUUCCAGCAAGUUCUUUUCAACCUUCACUCAGCUGAGAGAACUGGACCUGCAAGGCAAUGUUCUCACCAAACUGCCUGACACCGUGGGAGAAAUGAAGCAUUUGACCAGCAUCAAUCUGGCUAAUAAUAGCUUCUCCAUCUUCCCUGAGAAGCUUAUUGAAAUAGCCACACUGGAGAGGAUUAACCUGGAAGGAAAUAAAAUUACUGAAAUUCCAGUGCAGAAGUUGUCUGCCAUGCCGGCACUGAAGUGGCUCAAUGUGAAGUCAAACCCUCUGGACUCAAACACUCAAUCUGCUCUGCAAUCACCCCACAAAUUUGACAUUCUAACUACAACAGAGUCCUAAAAGAGGUUAUAAACAAUAAUAUAUCACCUAUAAACGGCAUGCUGUGUGCCUUUAUCUAGUACUGCUGAAUACUUUCAUAUGCCUGAAUGCUGAAACAUGAGAAAAUGUAGUACUUGAAAAUAUUUAAAAAAAACUACCACAGGAAACAAAAAAACAGAGGUGUGUAAAGAUGGCAUCGUUGAGUGUAUCAGUCUUACUGGAAACCAAACACUGAGGAAACUAUAGAACUACAAAGAUCAGUCUUUAUACACCAUUUGCCUGUUUUUGUCUCAAUUCAGAUAUUAGCAAUGAUUUAUUUUGAAAAUGUUGUGCUUUUUUUCUCAAAUGAAGAUCAUAUACUGUAAACUGCUGUCUUAUUUCAUAUCUGACUGGGUAUCAAAUUAAUUUCUGGGACAGUCUUAAGAUUUUAUACUGUUCUUUUUAAUUAAUGUAAUUUUUAUCUAAUUUCCCUUUGGGAUUAUUAAUUAUUCAGAUCAUUAUUUUCUAAAUUAACCAAUUAUUUUUUAAUUAA
This is a messenger RNA of Monopterus albus (swamp eel), 1142 nucleotides long. It is a transcript of the gene lrrc20, whose product is annotated as leucine rich repeat containing 20. Gene Ontology annotation, molecular function: protein binding. The transcript has 5 exons. The coding region runs from base 107 to 631 and encodes 174 amino acids. NCBI's taxonomy places the organism in Eukaryota, Metazoa, Chordata, Actinopteri, Synbranchiformes, Synbranchidae. The record is from RefSeq and is a predicted model, not a curated record.